Molecule: messenger RNA, 201 nt
Organism: Miscanthus lutarioriparius
Lineage: Eukaryota; Viridiplantae; Streptophyta; Magnoliopsida; Poales; Poaceae
Source: the annotation of a GenBank genome assembly
AUGGCGGCCGCCGCCGCGUACUGGCGGGUGUUGAAGGCGGUGCAUAAGCACGUCGGCAGCGGCGCUUCCCGGCAGCGCUUUCGGGACUUCGUCACCGCCGAGUUCCGCGCCCCCACCGGUACGGAGGCCGACGCCAAGGAGAGGCUGCAGCUCGCCGGGGACUACCUUACCUCUUCACCAGCGUCCACCAGCACAAGGUAG